AUGGAAAACCAAACGGAGCCUCUUGAUUUAUCAACUAAAUCAAAGCAGCAAAACUCUGCAAUAUAUUUAACGGACUACAAGUUCCUGACGGGACUGAACAGUCAUUUAGUAAAAUUAUUUGAGAGCUCACACUCAGUUUGUGGUAGAGACAAACAGUUUGUGUCCCACAGGAGUGGUGUCAAGAACAUAUUGCCCUGUCACAUUUGCUUCAAGACAUUUGAUAGGCCUUCCUUAUUGAAAAGGCACAUGAGAACACACACAGGAGAAAAGCCACACAUCUGUAAUGUGUGCAGCAAAGGGUUUAGCACGUCCAGCUCGUUGAACACGCACCGCAGGAUACACACCGGUGAAAAGCCUCACAAGUGUCCGGAAUGUGGAAAAUGUUUUACAGCCAGUUCCAACCUUUACUAUCAUCGCAUGACGCACACCAAGAGCAAGCCGCACAAGUGCGCGUGGUGCCCGCGCUCCUACCCCACGCCGGGCGAGCUGCGCGCGCACGCCGCCGCGCACGCGCGCCACGCGACACUACUCGCUAAUGGAUAUAAAUAA
Messenger RNA from Bombyx mandarina (wild silkworm), 549 nucleotides. RefSeq lists its product as uncharacterized. Gene Ontology annotation, biological process: regulation of transcription by RNA polymerase II. The record is from RefSeq and is a predicted model, not a curated record. Gene Ontology annotation, molecular function: DNA-binding transcription factor activity, RNA polymerase II-specific. NCBI's taxonomy places the organism in Eukaryota, Metazoa, Arthropoda, Insecta, Lepidoptera, Bombycidae. Gene Ontology annotation, cellular component: nucleus.